CACGAGUAAUCCGGCGACAUUCCACAGCGUCAGUGUCAAGUGAAACCAACAAUAGCUGUUCCGUUCCCUGUCGCUGCACGGAAGUCUAUCUGAGUUUCAGAUGACUCUUUUGUGCGAACUCUUCUGUGAUGGCGAACGAUGAAAGAUUGAUCUAAGCUGACAAGUGUCUGCGAUCUCGUGUGAAACCAGCGCAGCUGUCACACACCUGGACGGAUCUGAAGAGGAUGGCGCGAAAGAUUGGUCACCGGAGGCAGGGGAGUAUUGAGCUUUUAGAAAGCAUCGGUGUGGUGAAUGAGAACGGCUGUGAAAACCCAUCUGUGCCGCCAGUGCAAACUCCUCUGACGUUCGAUUAUGUUCUGGUGGCAAAGACCUCAGACGAUGAGAACAGCCAGUUGAUCAGAAAACAGAGAGCAUUCAUUAAAACUUUAGAGAAGAAAUUAGAUGUAUAUAAUUUCAGAAAUGAUGAUGAUGACAAGGUGUUUUAUUGCAUCAGAGCGCCAGAAAAGAUUUUUGAGACGUACCGGUAUCUCCUGAAGGUGUCUGACGCCUGUAACUGGAGCUGUGAGCAGCAGGGGACUAUACCUCAGUCAACCAGGAUUCGUAUCGUUGAUUUCAUUCUGCAUCACACACACAUUGAUUCAGAGGAGGGUGUUUCCGAAUAUCUGCCAGAUCUCAUGAAAAAAAAUGUUUUUGAGACUCACUUUUGUUUACACGAGAAAAAGGAGCAGAAAGACCUGAAGCAGAGCUGGGCUCGAUGGUCUGCUUGUUUCAGAGGGCAACCCAUCACUAACGUCAGAAACUACCUUGGUGAGAAGGUGGCUCUGUAUUUCCUGUGGCUGGGUUGGUACACAUUUCUCUUGAUUCCUGCUUCUCUUAUUGGUGUGGUAGUCUUCCUGUAUGGCCUGGCCUUUUACAACACAAGUCCUCUCAUAAAAGAGGUGUGCCAGUCCAACGUAAUUAUGUGCCCUCUGUGCGAUAAUACAUGCAGAGUUUGGGAGCUUUCUGACACCUGCAUGUAUGCAAAGGUGAGCCUUCUGUUUGAUAAUGAGGGAACAGUAGCUUUCGCCAUGUUCAUGGCAGUGUGGGCCACUGUGUUUCUGGAGUUCUGGAAGCGCCACAGAUCAUCGUACGUGUGCGCAUGGAAGGUCUUUGACUGGUGUGAAGAAGAGGAGGAGCUGAUUCUGGAGAUUGUAAAUAAUGCACAGUGUGAACCCAAGAUGCCCAGGCACUCUUAUCUGCGCUCCACUAUAGUACUGGUUUUAGUCACACUCAUGUUGCUGGUCAUCAUCGGUCUGACUCAUGUCCUGGUUGUGAGUCGAGUGAUCGCUACUGUGCUGCUGGCCGAAAACAGUAGAUGGCAGGUCAUUACUGAGAAUUCACAAACAGUUGCUGUGAUGCUCGGAGCCGUGCUUCACUACAUCACCAUCACCGUCAUGACUCGGGUCAACUGUACAGUGGCCAUGAAGCUGAGUGAAAUAGAGAAUAAGCACUCCAAUGCUGCGGUUGAAAGGAGUUUCACAGUCAAGAUGUUCAUAUUCCAGUUCUUUACCAUGUUCUCCUCUCUCAUAUACACAGCUUUCUUUCUGGGAAGGAUCAAUGGUCACCCUGGAGGAUAUGUGAGGAUAUCUGGGAAAUGGAGGCUGGAGGAGUGUCACCCAAGUGGCUGUCUCACAGAUUUGUUCAUUCAGAUGUCUAUAAUCAUGGUACUUAAACAGACCUUCAACAAUAUCUUUGAAUAUUCUGGUCCCUGGUUUAGUCGGUGGUUGAAGAGGAAGAAGGCCCAGAAGUUUAGGAGAAGGUGUGCCAAAUGCUUUAAGAAGGAGGAAGGAUCCGAACUCUGUGAGAUCUGCAAAAUCGAAGACCUGCACAGAAACUACAGCCUGAUUAAAACGGAUUGCUUCAGCCUCUUUAAUGAGUUCUUGGAAAUGGUGAUCCAGUUCAGUUUUACUACCAUCUUUGUAGCAGCAUUUCCUUUGGCUCCUUUAUUGGCUCUUCUAAACAACAUCAUUGAGAUCCGAUUGGAUGCCAUUAAGAUGGUCAGCCUUGAGCGCAGACUAGUGCCAACGAAGGCCAAUGAUAUUGGUGUCUGGACAGAUGUGCUUGAGGCGAUUGGUGUGCUUGCAGUCAUUGCUAAUGGACUGGUCAUUGGUAUAUCCUCUGAUUUCAUUCCUCGACUGGUUUUCCAGUACUUCUAUGGGCCUUGUGCCAGCGGCGGUGCUACUGGCAUCGAUUGUAUGGUUGGAUACAUAAACAACACUCUGUCCAUUGCCAAUAUAAGUGAUGAGAGAGUCAGGAAAGAUUUCACUCCUGGUCAAAUGGUCACUUACAGUGGGAUCAGUGUGACGCACUGCAGCUACAGAGACUACAGAAGUCCUGAAGACUUUAGUUUAACUAAUCAGUAUUGGGUCAUUCUGGCAGCGCGAUUAGUCUUCAUCAUCGUGUUUGAGCAUGUAGUGGUGAUCUGUAAGUGUGUAGCGAGCUGGUUUGUCCCUACCUCACCCCUGGAUGUGAGAAAUGAAAGACUGUAUGAUAAACUCAGGAGACUUAAGGAAGAAUUGAGAGUUCAAAGAGCACAACAGGACCCUUUGACCAAACUAAACGAGAAUGGAAAUGCAAAAAGAACAUCUAAACUGAAAAAAGCAAAUAAGCUAAAUAGUAUGUGAGCGAAACUAGCUAAAACUAGAUGCCUCCUCGUAAAACUCUUAUGACUUCAAUCUAGAAGCCUCUGAAUUUCGACUGUUGCUAGUCACCUUUUUUUAAUAAUGUUUUAGAUUUUUUUUAUUAAUUAUGUAUUGCAUCUCACAGUUUGUGAAUAAAUGACUGCUUGAUUAAUCGUA
This is a messenger RNA of Carassius auratus (goldfish), 2837 nucleotides long. RefSeq names its product anoctamin-9-like. Gene Ontology annotation, molecular function: chloride channel activity; protein dimerization activity. Gene Ontology annotation, biological process: chloride transmembrane transport. NCBI's taxonomy places the organism in Eukaryota, Metazoa, Chordata, Actinopteri, Cypriniformes, Cyprinidae. Gene Ontology annotation, cellular component: plasma membrane. The transcript has 24 exons. The coding region runs from base 225 to 2663 and encodes 812 amino acids. The record is from RefSeq and is a predicted model, not a curated record.